AGCUUCCACAGGACAUGACUAGCCCAUCUCCCGGGGAAGCAUGGAAGGCAUUGGCAGAUGAAUGCGUCCAUGGCGCACUGUAUGACUCUCCUGAACGGCAGCCUUUCCCUCGGUGCCUCCCAGGGACCCGGGUGCAUCUCCUCGAAAAGCUGCACCACGCUAUAAACCACGAAGAGCGCAAAAUCAUCUGGCUUUCUGGAGAGUCAGGCUCUGGCAAGUCCGCAGUUGCGCAUACACUCGCCGAGGAGUUCCGUAGCAACGAUGCCCUUGCGGCCACUUUUUUCUUCUCUAGGCGACAGUCGAUCCGUAACACGCCUGCUCGUUUCUGGCUCACGAUCUCUUACCAACUAGGCCUUAUACACCCUCGAGCCAAGGACCUCGUUAUCCGAGCCAUCGCCAAUGAUCCUACACUGCUGAAGUCAGAGCGGUCACGACACGAUCAGUUCACGCAAUUGGUUCUCGCACCGCUGAUGUUUCUAAGGCGAUACUGGGAUGGCACAGGGAAAAAGAUGAUAUUGCUCUUCGACGCCCUUGACGAGUGCGAGGGCUCGGGAUACGACCACGUCGAUCAGCUGGUCGACUUCUUCACUGAGGCACUUCAGGAUGGCGCACCAAGUUUUCAUGUGGUGAUGACCAGCCGCCCUUACUUCCACAUCAAGAACAUCAUGCAGCAUUCCUCUUCGGUUUUCUCCAUCUGCAUGGAGGACUUUGACUCCAAAGCAGAUAUCGAGCUCUUCCUCCGAUCAUCUUUUGACGAAAUCAAAUGCCGCCAUUCACUCCCUGUUCCCUAUCCGUCGCCGUCCGAAGCCGACACCCUUCUUCUAGUAGACAAAGUCUCGCAUCGCUUCAUCGUCGCUGCAACAGUGGUCAGGCUCCUCAAGCAGAAACGCUCGUCUGAGCUUCGUCCAUUCGUAGAUGCUCUUUUACAAAAACAACAGAUGAGGUCAAUCGAUGAGCUAUACCAUGAUGUUAUCGAAUCUUCCGGGCAUCCUUCGGCGUGCCCGUCUCUCCUCGCCCUCAUCUUAUCGCUUCGCAAAUCUAUGUCUGUUAAUGACAUAGUCUCUCUCAUCAAUCACGAUGUCCGUCCUACUCUUGACUCGAUGGCGGCAAUCGUUUCCGUCCCUCCCACAGACUCUAGCAACCCUGUCACGAUGUACCAUACUUCCCUUCGAGACUUCCUCUGGGACAAGACACGUUCCAGACACCUUUAUGUGGCUCCCUCUUCUGCCCACUGUCGCCUUGCUCACGCCUGUCUCGAGCUGAUGAGACGUUCUCUAACCAAAGAUGUCUGUCGACUUGGCAAUCCUUCACUCUUGCACGCGGAGGUCGACGAGUUUUCCGCUAGACGCGACGCGGUGAUUGCGCCUGCACUAGCAUAUGCUGUCUCCCAUUGGUUAGACCAUUUAUGCGAAGCCACGCAGGACGACCGCCUGUAUCAACUCAUCCUCACGUUCGUCCAGGAGGACCUGCUUUGUUGGAUAGAAAUGGCCUCGGUCCUUGAUGUUUUGCACACAUGUACUAUAACUCUCCCGCGAGUUAUCGGGAGACUCCAAACGUGGAACUCUGUAUCCGAAGGGGAUCUUGUCGUCGAUCUCUUAUACGACGCCUACCGACUCGUGAACGAGUUCUUCGAGCCCAUCCGACAAUCCUCCCUACACGUCUACCAUACUGCGCUAGCGUUAUCUCCCACCAAGAUAAAGCUCCGACAGGUGUAUUCGAAGGAUAUCGCGAGCGCCAACACCAUCGCCGUAGAAGGCCUUGACCAACACUGGAGCUCCGUGCUCCGCAGCAUCGAGUUUCCCGACUCUGAAGUGCACUGCAUCUCCUGUGACGGGCGCCUGGCUGCAGUGGAGCGGCAUGAGAGUGGCGAAGAUCGUCGAGUCGAGCUGUGGGACGUCAUGGCAGGCGUGAUGAUCGCCUCGAAACCAG
Messenger RNA from Coniophora puteana RWD-64-598 SS2, 1929 nucleotides. RefSeq lists its product as uncharacterized. Lineage: Eukaryota; Fungi; Basidiomycota; Agaricomycetes; Boletales; Coniophoraceae. The annotation marks the transcript as partial. The transcript has 2 exons. The record is from RefSeq and is a predicted model, not a curated record.